Zophobas morio is the source of this 932-nucleotide messenger RNA. RefSeq names its product apolipoprotein D-like. The record is from RefSeq and is a predicted model, not a curated record. Gene Ontology annotation, molecular function: lipid binding. Gene Ontology annotation, cellular component: cytoplasm. Gene Ontology annotation, biological process: brain development; lipid transport; lipid metabolic process. Bases 61 to 843 code for a protein of 260 amino acids. The transcript has 4 exons. NCBI's taxonomy places the organism in Eukaryota, Metazoa, Arthropoda, Insecta, Coleoptera, Tenebrionidae.
AGCAGAGGCCAUUGAGUUUUUGUUGAGUUAAGAACGAGAAGUCGCUGGUAAAAGUUCGAGAUGUUGAAGGUAGUACUGUGUUUGGUGGUUUUGGGGGUGCUGCAGGACACCGAUGGGCACUCGUACCAUCUGGGUACUUGUCCCAACAUAGAUCCUUUACCGGGAUUCAACAUGAAAAAGAUGUUGGGAAUUUGGUACGUCGUCCAGAAAACUAGUACUGGUAGCACUUGCCUUACGUACAAUUUUACCCAAACUGAUGAGCCUGGGGAGUACUUACUGGAGCAAAAUAGUCAACAUUUAAUACUAGGACUGACGCCGUUGAAACAUCAGUACCACUACACCGGGAAGUUGUCAAUUCCGGAUGAGGCAGUACCAGGAAGAAUGAUAGUAAGAUUCCCACUCAAUCCAGCCGGUUCCGCUAGUUACACAGUAUUCAUGACCGACUACGACACCUACGCCGGAAUUUUCACGUGUCAAAAACUAGGCUUUGCCCACAGGCAGUCGGCUACGAUUUUGUCACGUGAGAAGACCUUGGAGCAGAUCUACAUCGACAAGAUACGUUCAAAGCUCUCGGCUUCCAAUAUCGACCCGUUUGACCUCUCCAUCAUAAGUCAGAAAGGUUGUCCAAAAGAAAAUGGUACCAAUAUUAACAUCGAUAGUGAGACCUUCUCGGCACACUCGGUGGCAGGAGUGAUUAGAAAAGCCGGAGAAAAAAUUGGAGAUGGGGUUGAGUAUGUUGCUGGUGGAGCAAAGAAAAUCUAUCAUAGGGUUACUGAUAGUGAGGAAGACGAAGAGAAGGGUAAAUUAGUUACUGUUAAUCCUAAUGCUGAAUGGCUGCCUUAAGUUACCACGUGAUGUGUUCAAGUGCCAAAUUAUUUUUUAAGACUGUGAAAGUUGCUCAGAUGUAGUAUAAUUUUUAAUAAAUACGUAAU